Messenger RNA from Tachysurus fulvidraco (yellow catfish), 2566 nucleotides. It is a transcript of the gene ndufaf5, whose product is annotated as NADH:ubiquinone oxidoreductase complex assembly factor 5. Gene Ontology annotation, cellular component: mitochondrion. Gene Ontology annotation, biological process: mitochondrial respiratory chain complex I assembly. Lineage: Eukaryota; Metazoa; Chordata; Actinopteri; Siluriformes; Bagridae. Bases 140 to 1228 code for a protein of 362 amino acids. The transcript is spliced from 11 exons. Gene Ontology annotation, molecular function: S-adenosylmethionine-dependent methyltransferase activity. The record is from RefSeq and is a predicted model, not a curated record.
UUUUUGAAACACAGCCGGCGUCCAUGCAAAAAAAGGUCAACAGAGCCGGUGACUAGAGGCGACACUGUGCAGGAUCAGAAAAUGUCCUGAUUUUCUGUUUUAUUUUAUAGCUUUCUGUCUUUUGUAAGAUUUUUCAGUCAUGAAUAAGCUGAUGAACGGUGUUUGUCUUGGUCACGGCGUGUUAAUCAGAGUAACAGCCCGGUUUAUUGUUCCUCACAGAAACAUCACUAACCUCAACCUUACCUCAGGAAACAAAGUUUACUCCCAUGUGAGAAACGUGUCCGGGGGACCUGCAGGUGCCAUGAACGUGUUUGACAGAAAUAUGAAGAGAAAGCAGAAGAAAUGGGCAGCGAUUUUACCGGAUAGUGAUAAAUAUGACUACCUGCGAGACGAGGUUGGUAGCAGAGUAGCAGACAGAAUUUAUGACAUUACCAGGAGUUUCCCUUUGGCGCUAGAUUUGGGGUGCGGAAAAAGCCACAUCGCCGAACAUCUUAACAAGGACAUCGUAGAGCGUCUUUUCCUUACAGACAUCUCGGAUGCUUCAUUAAGGCAGAAGAGGCAGAGUGAGAUGCCUACACACUGUGUGCUGGCCGAUGAAGAGUUCCUGCCAUUUAAAGAGAACACGUUUGAUCUGGUAGUCAGCAGCCUGAGUUUGCACUGGAUCAAUGAUCUUCCAGGAGCUUUGCAUCAGAUCCAUCAUGUGCUGAAACCAGACGGUGUGUUUGUAGGCGCGAUGGUCGGAGGCGAAACUCUGUACGAGUUGCGCUGUUCUCUGCAGCUAGCUGAGCUGGAGAGGGAGGGAGGAUUUUCACCCCACAUUUCGCCCUACACAGCCGUCACCGACCUGGGCAACCUGCUGGGCCAAGCUGGCUUCAACAUGCUCACUGUGGAUGUGGAUGAGAUUCAGGUUCAUUACCCAGGCAUGUUUGAAGUCUUGUGUGAUUUACAAGGAAUGGGAGAGAGUAAUUGCGCAUGGAACAGGAAGGCACUGUUGCACAGAGACACCAUCCUGGCAGCGGCUGCUGUUUAUAAAGAGAUGUAUGGGAACGAAGAUGGAUCUGUGCCAGCCACGUUUGACAUCCUGUUUAUGAUUGGCUGGAAGCCUCAUGAGUCACAGGCAAAACCAGCGAAAAGAGGUUCAGCAACCAUGUCCUUCACAGAUUUGUCAAAAAUCAGCCGAACUCCAACAGCCAACAAAACAGACAAAUCCAGCACUAGCGCUAGCUGACUCAAACCAGCUCAUCAACAUGAAUAUAGAAAGAGUGUUGCUUAAUAAUGAUAUGUACAUAAAAACUACUGUACUGUAUGUAAAAUGGCCAAUGAAUGACCAGUCAAAUAUGAUUUUUUUUAUUUAAUGUUUUGAACAGAUCAUAAUUUCCUCAAUGCUAAAAUAAAAAGUUUAGCUAAAUAUGCAUACAAAUGUAUAAAUAACCAAAAGGCCUUCAGAUCUACGGUCACCGUUGGAGGAAAUAUCAUGCUCUGUAAGAGAAAUAGAAUGGUCACAUCAUAACUUAAAUUCAAAUGAAGAACUAUCAGGAAAAUGUCGAAUCUCAGGAAAUAAUCAGAAAAAGAAAUGUUGUGGAGAGGAAAGAAACAUGGAUUAAUUCUCUAAACUGUACAAUCUCUUUCCCUUUCAUAUUGCGUUAGUAAUAGAAGCACCUUUAUACACACGCCGCACAAUAAUCUGCAUUCUUAAAUAUGUACAUAUGGCUUUCAGAGAAAUGUAUUUGUCUGUGCAUGUGUAAGUUACUGUUUUAUUUCAGUACAAAGACAAAGUUUGUUUUUUUAUGUUCAUCAUGCAAUAGAACCAAAUUCGUAACUACUCGCUAUGUGACAUAUUCUGUUUUAAAUAUUUGGUGGUCACGCCAGUGUAAGUUAGAACAGAUUAACAAAUCUGGAUAGGAUAGAGUUCUCUUUUUGGAAGAUGUAUGCUGAAAUGUUUUACUCCAAACGUGUACACUAGUAGCCCUAUACACUAAUCGCAGUAAUGUUGGUGGAGAACGGUUCCAGUUAUGGCCAGGAGGUGUGUUAGCAGGUGGUAGACUGUAGUUUAUGGUGUACUUGCAUAGGAAUGUUUUUAGCGGCCUGCUGUCCACACAGGCAUAUUCACUACACCAAUAACCACUCGAGAAAUCUCAACAAUUAAUAACCAGUUCAUAGCCAUAAAAUAUUAAAUAAAAAAGAACAGUGGAUGACAUCUAGUGCAGUUUAGGCAAAACUUCAAACACCAACCGUCUCAAAGAUUUUGUACAAUUUCAUUUUAUGCUGACCUAAUGUGAUAAAUUAAUGGCACAGUGGAGAGAUGGGGCUUGCAAUAUGAGUGAUGACAACAACAAUAUAGGAGUUUUUAAGGGUUUUCACCCCUACAUUUAAACAUGCUUGUGUUGUAUUUUGAAAUUACGCAGCCAUAUCACACAUUUAGAAUGUAACUCAUUUAACUGAAACAACAAAAAAGUUCACAAUAAGGAAAAUGAUGGAAGUUCUAGGAGGCCAUGCAAUAUUAUUACUUUUUUGUUUGUUUGCUUGUUUUCUCAUUAUCCUCAACAUAAAAGUGGUUUUGUCGUGA